This is a messenger RNA of Cornus florida, 1975 nucleotides long. RefSeq names its product serine carboxypeptidase-like 40. Gene Ontology annotation, cellular component: vacuole. Gene Ontology annotation, biological process: proteolysis. The transcript is spliced from 8 exons. The record is from RefSeq and is a predicted model, not a curated record. Bases 260 to 1741 code for a protein of 493 amino acids. Gene Ontology annotation, molecular function: serine-type carboxypeptidase activity. NCBI's taxonomy places the organism in Eukaryota, Viridiplantae, Streptophyta, Magnoliopsida, Cornales, Cornaceae.
AUGACGUGGCACAAAAUGAUUGGUAUUUCAUAAUUUUUUUUGGGGCCCAUACUUUUGGAAAUAAUUGUCCAAUCACAACGUGUGUUAUCCGAAAUUAGCGUUAAAGUAGUUGAGAGACUCACUUGUAACCUUUAAAAACAACUCCUCAUCUACAAAAUCACAGUAUCACACACACAUACACACACCUAAUUCAGAUCCAAAAACUCUAAGCCCCCACCCCCCUCUCUCUCUCUCUAGCUUCUCUGAAGAGAGAGAAACAAUGAAGGCCAAUCUGCAUUUGCUUCUCUUCUUCUCUCUCUUCUUCACAUGCUAUGGAAAGAGACAGAGUGAAGCUCUUGGCCAUCUUUACAAAACGAAGCUGACCAAAAACUCCAUAAUUGACACCAGCAAUUUCAAGGUGACCAUUAAUGGACUCGUUGAAGUUCUUUCUCAGGAAGGAAUGAAAGAGAGAGACAGAAUAGAGAGAUUACCGGGACAACCACAAGUAGGGUUUGAUCAGUACGGUGGUUAUGUGACCAUCGACGAACCGGCCGGUCGAGCUUUUUAUUAUUAUUUUGCAGAAGCACAGCAUUCUAAGCAGUCCUUGCCUCUUCUUCUUUGGCUUAAUGGAGGGCCUGGUUGUUCAUCUCUUGCCUAUGGAGCAAUGCAAGAGCUGGGACCAUUCAGAGUCCACAGUGAUGGCAAAACAUUAUACCAGAACAGAUUUGCAUGGAACAAUGCUGCAAAUGUUUUGUUCUUGGAGUCACCAGCAGGAGUGGGGUUUUCUUAUUCGAAUACGACGUCGGAUUUUGAGAAUGGGGGAGAUAAGAAGACAGCUGCAGAUAAUUAUUUGUUCUUGUUGAAUUGGUUUGAGAGGUUCCCGGAGUACAAGGGUAGGGAAUUUUAUAUCGCCGGGGAGAGCUACGCUGGACAUUAUGUACCUCAACUUGCACAUAAUAUUCUAUACCAUAACAAGAAUGCUAGCAACAACAUUACUAUUAUUAACCUCAAAGGGAUCAUGAUUGGGAAUGCAGUGAUUAACGAUGAGACAGAUGAACGAGGAAUGUUCAAUUAUUUUGCAACCCAUGCUCUCAUAUCCGAUGAAAUUUAUAAUCAAAUACAGAAAUUCUGUGAUUUCUCACCCAAUGCUACCAAACAGUCUGAUGAGUGUGAUUCGUCGGUUAUUGAAGCCGAAAAGAAUAUCGAAGAUAUAAAUAUUUACAACAUCUAUGCUCCUGUGUGUGUGUCUACCAAUCUCACUGCCAAGCCCAAAAAGACUUCUCUGUCAAAUUUUGAUCCGUGCAGUGAAAAUUACGUGUACGCUUAUUUGAAUCGACCUGACGUUCAAGAAGCCCUCCAUGCCAAUGUCACCAAGCUCAGUUAUGACUGGGAGCCGUGCAGUGAUGUGAUAAAAAAUUGGGAAGAUAGCCCAUCAACGGUCAUUCCUCUUCUAAAAGAGUUCAUGGCGAAUGGACUUAGGCUGUGGAUAUUUAGCGGUGACAUGGAUGGAAGAAUACCAGUCACUUCAACGCAAUAUUCAAUUAACACUAUGAGUCUUCCUGUAAAUACUACAUGGCAUCCCUGGUUCCUCAGAGAGGAGGUUGGUGGGUAUACCCAAGUGUACAAAGGAGACCUAACUUUUGCUACAGUUAGAGGGGCAGGGCAUCAGGUGCCAAGCUACCAACCAGAAAGAGCACUUUCACUCAUCAUGCACUUUCUUGCUGGGAGACCUCUCCCCAAUUCUUCAAGACAUAAUAAUUAAGUGAUCUUUUUUAAAAAAAAAAAAAAAAUUCAAAAUUCAUCUAUGCAUUUUUAUUUGAGUUUGGUAAUGGCAUUAGGGGUUUGGCAAAAUAGGUCAAAUUAUAUUUAAUAAUGUAUAGUUUUUUAUUACAAAUUCAUGGUUUCAAUUGAAGCCCAAUGGCUACAUUUUCCUUUGUAAUUUAUUGUGAUGAUUAAAACAUCAGAAAUAGAUUUAUUUAAUUUUCUUUUUUCUUAA